Messenger RNA from Aureobasidium subglaciale EXF-2481, 2842 nucleotides. RefSeq lists its product as uncharacterized. Gene Ontology annotation, cellular component: fungal-type vacuole membrane; vacuolar proton-transporting V-type ATPase, V0 domain; vacuolar proton-transporting V-type ATPase complex. The transcript has 4 exons. Lineage: Eukaryota; Fungi; Ascomycota; Dothideomycetes; Dothideales; Saccotheciaceae. Gene Ontology annotation, biological process: proton transmembrane transport; vacuolar acidification. Bases 85 to 2661 code for a protein of 858 amino acids. The record is from RefSeq and is a predicted model, not a curated record. Gene Ontology annotation, molecular function: proton-transporting ATPase activity, rotational mechanism; ATPase binding.
GUCGUCGAGCUUGUUGCCGUUGCCUUUGAAGAUAAUCCUCAACACCCGCGAACGCUCAUCUUAGUCGUCAAAAGAACGGUCAAGAUGGCGACACAACAGGAUUCGUUGUUCCGGUCGUCGGACAUGUCGCUGACGCAGCUGUACAUGGCCAACGAGAUUGGACGCGAAGUCGUGAGCGCCUUGGGCGAACUGGGCAUCAUGGACUUUAGAGACCUCAACUCGGAGACCACCGCUUUCCAACGCACCUUUACUCAGGAGAUCCGUAGACUCGAUAAUGUCGAACGCCAAUUGCGCUACUUCAAGGCACAGAUGGACAAGGCCGACGUUUCGAUGCGCUCCAUGUACGAGUUCGGCGAUCGCCUGGCCGCCCCCUCGGCCUCUGCAAUCGACGAGCUUGUCGACCGCAGUCAGACAUUGGAGCAGAGAAUCCAGUCGUUGAACGACAGCUACGAGACGCUCAAGAAGCGCGAGAUGGAGUUGACCGAGUGGCGUUGGGUGCUGCGCGAGGCCGGCGGCUUCUUCGACCGCGCUCGUGGACAGACAGACGAGAUUCGCCGUUCGAUCGACCAGGACCACGACGACGACGACGACGCCCCUCUCCUCGCCGAUAUGGAGCAGGCUGGCAACGGUGAUGCUUCGGGCGAGCGUUCUUUCUCCGUCAUGAACAUUGGCUUCGUAGCCGGUGUCAUCCCCCGCGAGCGCAUGGCCGCGUUUGAGCGUAUCCUCUGGCGUACCCUCCGUGGUAACCUGUACAUGAACCAGAGCGAGAUCGAGGAGCCCAUCAUCAACCCCGAGAACAACGAGGAAAUGCACAAGAGCGUCUUCGUCAUUUUCGCCCACGGCAAGGAGAUCAUCAACAAGAUCCGCAAGAUCUCCGAGUCGCUCGGCGCCGACAUCUACAACGUCGAUGAGAACAGCGAACUCCGCCGCGACCAGAUGCACGAGGUCAACACUCGCCUGCAGGACCUGGCCAACGUUCUUUCCAACACCAAGCGCACCUUGGAUGCGGAGCUGACCAUGAUUGGUCGCAGUCUGGCUGCCUGGAUGAUCAUUGUAUCCAAGGAGAAGGCCGUCUACCAGACCCUCAACCGCUUCUCUUACGACCAGCAGCGCAAGACUCUUAUUGCAGAGGCCUGGUGCCCUACAAACUCACUUGCCCUUGUAAAGUCGACCCUGCAGGAUGUCAACGACCGCGCCGGGCUGUCUGUACCCACUAUUGUCAACACCAUCAAGACCUCCAAGACUCCCCCAACCUACAACAAGACCAAUAGAUUCACCCUCGGUUUCCAGACCAUCAUCGACGCCUACGGCACUGCAAAGUACACCGAAGUCAACCCCGGUCUGCCCACUAUCGUUACCUUCCCCUUCCUUUUCGCUGUCAUGUUCGGUGAUCUCGGUCACGGUUUCAUCAUGACCGCUGCUGCCUGUGCUAUGAUCUACUGGGAGAAGCCUCUCUUGCGCUCCAAGCAGGACGAGCUCUUCUCCAUGGCUUUCUUCGGCCGCUACAUCAUGCUCAUGAUGGGUAUCUUCUCCAUGUACACUGGUCUCAUCUACUGCGAUGCCUUUUCCAAGGAGCUUGCCAUCUUCCCCUCUAUGUGGGAGGUCCCUGACUUCAAGGCCAACGAGACCGUUACCAUGAUCCGCAAGGAAGGCUACACUUACCCCUUCGGUAUGGACUGGCGCUGGCACGAUACUGACAACGAUCUUCUCUUCUCCAACAGUUACAAGAUGAAGCUCAGUAUUCUGCUUGGAUGGGCCCACAUGACCUACUCCCUCUGCUUGUCUUACAUCAACGCCAGACACUUCAAGACCCCAAUCGACAUCUGGGGUAACUUCCUUCCCGGCAUGAUUUUCUUCCAGUCCAUCUUCGGAUAUCUUGUUUUCACCAUCAUCUAUAAGUGGUCCAUCGACUGGUAUGCUAUUGGCGCCAACCCUCCAGGUCUGCUCAACAUGCUUAUUUACAUGUUCCUGCAACCUGGUACUGUCGAGGAAGAGCUUUACUCCGGUCAGGCCGUUGUUCAGGUCAUUCUGCUUCUUGCUGCUGUCUGCUGUGUCCCCAUCAUGCUCUUCUUGAAGCCUUUCUACCUGCGUUGGGAGAACAACCGUGCCAGAGCUAUGGGCUACAGCGCCGUUGGUGAGAGCCAGAGAGUCAGCGCUCUCGACGAUGAUGACGAUGAACACCACGGCAUGAACGGCGGUAGACAGAGCUUCGCCAGCGAAGACGGUGCUGCUAUCAUCACCCAGGACAUUCACAGCGAAGAACAUGAGGAGUUUGAGUUCUCAGAGGUUAUGAUCCACCAGGUCAUCCACACCAUCGAGUUCUGUCUCAACUGUGUUUCCCACACUGCUUCAUACCUCCGUCUUUGGGCUCUGUCGCUUGCCCAUCAGCAGUUGUCUAUCGUCCUGUGGUCCAUGACUUUGGCCAACGCAUUCGGCUUCACUGGUAUCGCCGGCUCCUUUGUCAUCUUCGGUUUCUUCGUUGUCUGGUUCUUCCUUACUGUUGCCGUCUUGGUUGUCAUGGAGGGUACCUCCGCCAUGUUGCACAGUUUGAGAUUGCACUGGGUCGAAGCCAUGAGCAAGCACUUCCUCGGUGACGGUGUUCCGUUCGAGCCCUUCAGUUUCGAGACUAUGCUUGAAGAAGAAAUGGCCGAUCUCAAAUAGCCUACAGUUGCAUGACAUCAGCUUAGUGUAUUGUCUAUUGCAUUGCAUCUUUUGUCCUAGUUUUGUAUGUAGAAAUCUGUCUUAUAGACGAGACCACGUUGUCUCCUUGAUCUUGAUAAACAUGUUGCUUGUAUCCUCUGCUGUGGCCGCGACCUUUGCACAUUAUAAUACUUUCUCCUAC